AUGGCUGUCAGGGAGUCAUCAAGAUACCUGGCACGGGCAGUGCCCAGGGCCUUUGCGCCUUCUGCUCGCCCACAGGCCUUUUUGGGCCGUCGCAAUGCCUCUGAUGAGGCCCCGUCCAGGCGGUUGUCGGACCAGCUGGAUGAGCUGGAAACUGCGUCGUCCUUGACCACCGCUGUGUCCGACAGCGCGGCCAAAUCCUUCGAUCCAGCCACUCGGGCCAAGGGUCGCAAGACUCAGCUACCUCGUUCUCGAUACCAAUUCCGCUCUCCGAAGUAUGACCGCGGUCCUCUCCACCCUCACCAGCCCCCUCCCCCCUCCGACCCGUCCUCCCGCCUGUUCGUCCCAGGCCCCUUCUCCCUCCCCCGUGCCGAGCAGACAUACAACUCAACCGUCGCGUCCGACAUCCUGACCUUGUGCUACGUGCACACUCCCCCGGGCUUCAAGGUCCCCCCGAAAGCGCCGCGCCUGCGCGAGUGGGACGAUAGCUCACCAUACCACAAGAAUCGUCCCCUCCGCGGACCCCGUGGCGGCGACGUCCUGCGACUACUCCGCAAGCCGAUCAAGUUCAACAACAUCCCGGAGAUCGAGCGCAUCACAGUCCACAGUUACGUGAAGGGCGCUGCGCAGGAGAAUUCGGGGUGGCUGCACGUGGCUGGUAUGGCGGUGCAGGCUAUCUCGAACGUGCGCGUUGAGACCUUCAAGUCCAAGGCUAGUGUUGCGACCUGGAGCAUUGCCCCUGGCCGUGACACUGUUGCUGUGAAGGCGGAAAUGCAUGGCGAGACUAUGUAUCACUUCCUUGGCAAGUUGAUUGACGUGGUUUUGCCUCGAAUCAAGGACUGGCCUGGUGUGAAGGGCAGCAGCGGUGAUAGCAGCGGCAAUAUCACGUUCGGUCUGGAACCGGAGCAUGUUGCCAUGUUCCCCGAGAUUGAAGUCAAUUAUGAUAUGUACCCUCCCAAGAUGAUUCCUGGUUGCCACAUCACCCUCCACACCACCGCGAAGGCUGACAAGGAUGCGCGACUCCUGCUGAGUGCGAUGGGUAUCCCAUUCUACGGAAAGAUCGUGCAGUAA
Molecule: messenger RNA, 1068 nt
Organism: Penicillium canariense
Lineage: Eukaryota; Fungi; Ascomycota; Eurotiomycetes; Eurotiales; Aspergillaceae
Product: mitochondrial 54S ribosomal protein uL5m
Exons: 3
Coding region: 1-1068 (355 amino acids)
Biological process (GO): translation
Cellular component (GO): cytosolic large ribosomal subunit; ribosome
Molecular function (GO): structural constituent of ribosome; RNA binding
Source: RefSeq, a predicted model, not a curated record